AUGCUUUCCAUGCAGUCCGUAGAGGGGCCCAGUCCUCCUCGCACCGAUGAGAACGGUGACAUGAAGCAGCAAAAGCCGAAGACGCUACCUUGCAAAUACUGCAAUAAAUGGUUCAGACGAGUAGAACAUGUUCAGAGGCACGAGAGGACACACACCAAGGAGAAACCCUUCUCUUGUAAUUGGGAUGGUUGCGGGAAGAGUUUCGGCAGAAGAGACCUUCUCGUCCGCCAUGAGAAGCUCGUGCAUCUCAGCGAUGGCACCAAAGACACCAAUGGCAUCAACACGCAGCGGCGCAAGUCGUCCGCGGCUGGGACACAGUCAAGCCCGACUAAGAGCCACGGGGACACCGAGAUGCUCGGUAUGCAACAGACGCCAACACAAUCGCACUUCGCCCCAGAUGCCACAAUGUCAGCUGUCGUGUCGAGCCUCCCCCCCGACUCCCGUAUCGCUCCAAGGCCGGCAGCAGCCUGCAACCUCGACCUACUUUCCGACGCUGCCACCCAUCUUGCUUCCGCUGGCGACGUGUCUUCGAUGCAGAGCAUGCUCCCAGAUAUGAGUCAGCAACAGCCGCCUCUGGGACGAGUUGACAGCUUGCCAUCGUACGGUGACCGAGGCCGGGAGUCGGACCCUGUGGUUUACUCAACGAGUUUCCCAGUCACCUCAGCCCCUUAUUCCGUCUCCUCUGCGACGUUCCCGAUCACCUCGGCACCUUUUCCUGUCACUUCGGCUACCUUUCCUGUCACCUCCAACGCGCAACCAAACUUUGAUGGUUAUGACCUUUUCAUGGACGACUUUGGCACACAGUCGCAUUUCUUGCCGGCUGGGGUCGACACGGAGCAGUCUUUCGGUGGGUGGCGCGGGGGAACCUCCUCCUUUCCGUCAAGGUUCCCCUCACUGGCCCCCGAAGCGUCCACAGAUGGUACCGGUAGGUUGCAAGACGAAGGAAUGAGAGCACCGCUGUGGAGGAUUUCGAGCAACGACCACAGCAUCAUUAAGAGCCGCCUGGACGAAUUUUCAAGCGUGCUUCCGAAUGACUUCGUUUUCCCAUCGCGACAUACCUUGACCCGAUACCUUGAGGGCUACAUCAGCGGCUUCCAAGAGCACCUCCCUUUUCUGCACAUACCGACUCUAACCCCGAGUGAGAUUGCUCCGGAGCUUCUUUUGGCGAUUGCUUCAGUAGGCGCGCAAUACCGGUUUGAGAGCCACCGUGGUCAUGCUUUGUGGUAUGCCGCCAAGGCCGUCGCCCUCGAGCAGAUUCGGAGACGCCACAGCCACGAAGUGCAUACUCUACUACCAACGCCAGCCGCCUACAGUCCACAUUCCACGCGAGCAUCCCCAAGCUCCGGUUUCCGCCACUCCUUCAACUCUGUCCAUUCGGACCGCCCCAUGACGCAGGAAACCCACCGUGAGCCAUACUCUCCGAACAACCCCCAGUCCCGUCUCGAGACCAUCCAGGCCCUUCUGUUACUUUUCUCAGUGGGUCUUUGGGGGGCCAAGGCCAUUUUGCAGGAUGCUCUAUCUUUGCAAAGCCAGCUCGCCCUGUUGAUACGUGAUGAAGGCCUGAACUCCAACCCGACGCAAAUUGCCGACUGGGAGACUUGGGUAAGAAAUGAGGGUAGCAACCGGACCAAGCUUAUUGCAUACUGCUAUUUCAACCUGUGCAGUGUUGCUUACAACAGCCCGCCGGUCUUGUUCACCUCGGAGAUGAAUUUGUUCCUCCCCGGACCUGCCCGUCUCUGGAGGGCGGAAAGUGCAUGGGCAUGGCGGGAGGCUCGGCAAUCCGUCCAAUACAUGGAGCUCUCUCUCCAGGACGCGCUGUCCAGGCUCUUGCACCGACCGUCCCAAGGGCCACUGAACGAUCUCACUUCGCUUGGCAACUAUGUCUUGAUACACGCCCUGAUCCAGCACAUUUACUUACUUAAGCAAACGUCAUUCGCCAACACGUCGCCGUUUGAUAUUCACAGAGGCCUCAAAGCGGAGGAUGUAGAGGAAGUCACAUCAGCGCUGCGGGUCUGGCAGUUAGGAUUCGAGGAGCACCGCAUGAGGAUCACUCAAUCAGCCCAGCAGAUGGGCAGCGAAAACUUCCCAGGCGGGCCUGUAUCAUUUGACGCCACUGCACUUUCCCGGCUUGCGCAUAUCCGCUUACACACGGAUCUCGUGCCCGCUCGGGCGCUUGAGAGUCGUGAGCCAUACGCAGCCGCGAACAUCUUCAACAACCUGCCCCUAUUGCCGCGAGGCCCCCGUCUGAACAAAGCAAUACUGCAAGCUGUCCAUGCCCUCUCAAUGCUGGUCAAAGCUGGAAUCAACUACAUCGCUCGGACUAAGUCUCUGGAGUGGAGUAUGCAGCAUUCUCGUGAGCACUCCUUUUCUUUUCCUUCCCUCGAUGUCGAUGGUGGUGAGCAGGGUCAAAUGCUGACGGUCACUGUUGCAGUGUGCAACCUAGAAUGCGCAGUCCUCCUUGCCAAAUGGUUGAUGACCAUGGCCUCGAUGAGCCCCACUGAGAUGCAGACGGCCGAGGAGAAGUCGAUAUUGACUUCCAUCCGAACGAUAGUGGACGAGACUGAGUACGCUGUUCCCAUCGAUCCUAGCCUUGCUGCUCAACAGCCGUCGAGGAUGGAUGGGUCACUCAACGACUCUCAAAAGCUGCGUCAACUUGCGUCGGCCGUCCUCCGUAUCUGGGCGAAGACGUUCAAGGGGGAGCACAUUUUCGAGCUUGUCAAGACAAUGGGACAUGGCUUGGAAAUCUAUUCCAACAUCUUGGACAAGCCGAGGGAUCAGCCGUCUCUGGGACGAAUGUCGUCUGGCUCUAUUCUUGAAUGA
Molecule: messenger RNA, 2820 nt
Organism: Diaporthe amygdali
Lineage: Eukaryota; Fungi; Ascomycota; Sordariomycetes; Diaporthales; Diaporthaceae
Exons: 4
Coding region: 1-2820 (939 amino acids)
Biological process (GO): regulation of transcription by RNA polymerase II; DNA-templated transcription
Cellular component (GO): chromatin
Molecular function (GO): DNA-binding transcription factor activity, RNA polymerase II-specific; zinc ion binding; RNA polymerase II cis-regulatory region sequence-specific DNA binding
Source: RefSeq, a predicted model, not a curated record